AUGGCUAUAGAAAAAUGGUUCUGGGUCUCUACAACAAGAAUUUUAUUCUGGCUGGUUUCUUGGUCUUUUUCUGUAGUACUGGGUGCACCCAGUAGUUUUAAAGACAUAUCAAAGUCGUGGGGCAAUGGUAUAGUUUCCUGUGGUAAGGAAAGCUUGCAGUUCACCUUGCCUGCAAGCCAAACAGAGAUUAUUCCCUUUCUGACUGCUCUGGAUCCAGAAGGCCACUCCCGUCCUCUUGUGAAUACUGCUUGUGUCUCUGUCUCUUGGAAACAAGAAGGCUCUGUGGUGUUUACUGUCCCUUUUACUGGAUGUUUCUUCACCAAAAAGAAUGGCAAUUUCUUAAUGUCUCUCAGGAUUGAAAGACAAGAUACUCUUGGCAAAGUUCUUCAUGAAGAGGUCUUGAAAUGCCCAAUCCAAUUGCCAGAUGCUCCAAGCAACAGUGUUUGCCUAGGGAUACAAAGACAAGACAGGCUUCCUUGUGGCUCUCAACCAGUGUCACAGGAAGAAUGUGAAGAAAAAGGCUGCUGUUAUAUCCCAGGUGAUUCGCACAUUCCUUGCUACUAUGGAAAUACAGUGACUGCACACUGCACACCAGAUGGUAGCUUCUCAAUUGCAGUAUCUAGGGAUGUGACUCUGCCAUCACUAAUUCUGGACUCUGUGCAUCUUGUCAGUGGACAUGGAAGUGGUUGUGUCCCUGUGACAAAAAACAAUGUCUUUGUCCUCUACAACUUCCCCCUCUCUGCCUGUGGAACUACUUUUCAGGGAGCUGACAAUCAAGGCAUAUAUGCCAAUGAGCUGGUAGCACACCAUGAUGUUCAAAAUUGGAAUAUGGGAUCCAUCACACGAGAGAGCACCUUCAGGAUAUAUGUCAGCUGCAGAUAUUCAGCAGGUGGUUUCCUUCCACUCACAGUACAAGUGUUUACACUGCCACCACCACCUUCAGUCACUCAGUAUGGUCCACUAAAUCUUGAGCUAAGAAUUGCCAUUGACCAAUACUACAGGGAAUAUUAUACCAGCAGGGAUUACCCUAUAGUGAAAGUCUUGAAGGAUCCUGUUUAUCUGGAGGUACGGGUCCUGCAACGAACAGACCCAAACCUUGUGUUGCUUCUCCAUGAAUGCUGGGCUACACCAAGUGCUAACCCUUUGCAGCACCCCCAGUGGCCUAUCUUGAUAAAGAGAUGUCCAUAUGGGGGAGACAACUACCAGACUCAGUUUGUAUCUAUUGGAACAGAUUCAGGACUACAGUUUCCUUCUCAUUACCAACGCUUUGUCAUAAGUACUUUCACCUUUGUGGACUCUACUUUGCAAGAAGCACUCACUGGACCAGUAUACUUCCACUGUAGUGCUGCUGCCUGUAUUCCAUCAGAAAUGGAAUCCUGCAUGCUUCACUGUCCUGGGGUGAGAGCCAGGAGAACACCUGAGGACCAGGUCCUGCAGAGCACCCCAAAGAGUCUAGUGACAGCAGAAGGACCAAUAGAUUUCCAGAUGAGCAAAGAGCAAGACAACACUGAGCAGAAAGGUUCUCAUUGGAUUAGUCCGCUGUUGUCCAAAGAAUGGGAAAGAGCACUUGUAGUUGCUGUGGGAGCACUCUUUGUUGCACUGGCUUUAGUAGGACUAAAAAAAUACUGGAAAAGACCACAACUACAGCAGGACAACAGUCAAUAAUAAAUAACCAGAACUGGGAAUUGCACUAGCUCUGUACUUAAGUAAUAUCCUAAAU
Molecule: messenger RNA, 1720 nt
Organism: Sceloporus undulatus (fence lizard)
Lineage: Eukaryota; Metazoa; Chordata; Lepidosauria; Squamata; Phrynosomatidae
Product: zona pellucida sperm-binding protein 4-like
Exons: 12
Coding region: 1-1665 (554 amino acids)
Biological process (GO): prevention of polyspermy; binding of sperm to zona pellucida
Cellular component (GO): egg coat
Molecular function (GO): structural constituent of egg coat; acrosin binding
Source: RefSeq, a predicted model, not a curated record